UGUACAUGUUCCCAGGACAUGAAUUAAUUAUAGAGUUUAAUAACCAAAAACCAAACAAAUUAUAUAUACACGUCCAUACUCUAUUCCAUAUUCACCUAAACCUCUGAAACCUACACAGUACACACACAAAAAUCUCUCUCCUCUAAUGGCUUUUGGAAGAGGAAGAAAACGUCCUCAUGAACAAAUCUCACGCAGUGAAAGUGAUCAAGACAUCGAGGAAAAUCAGUAUGAAGAACCAAAUCCAACAGAGGAAACCCCAACCGACGGUGAUGAGCCUAAUCCAGCACUCAAACCCUUACUUUCAGAAGUUGAAUUUCAGGCUAAGGCAACUGGAAAAAACCCCGGAGGAGCAAAAAAGUGGAUUUGUAAGCACUGCAAAAAAGGUUUCACCAGUUCAUACACAAGAAUUCAUUACCACUUUCUUGGUGCUCCACCUGGAAAAAAAGCACAGAUUCAAAGAUGCCCUGUUUUGAUGACAAAUAAGGGAGAGUUAGAAAGAGUAAGAAAAAUAGUUGCUGAUGCAGAAGACAAAGGCAUUUCCCCAAGUCUCAAGUCAUCUACAAUCGGUAACUCAAUGAAAGCUUCACCAAAUGAGAAAAAUAUAGCAGAUUCUUUUCGCUCGAUGGAACGACAUUCGGUAGACUUGCUUGUCGAGAAAGCAUUGUGUGCCAAUGGCAUUCCCUUUAAUGUCCUUAGAAGUCCAGACUUUGUUGAAAUGGUGAGAGGAAUCAACCAUGCUCCCAAGGAUUAUAAACUGCCAUCAUAUGACAAAGCAAGGACCACACUGCUUGAUGAAUGCAAAAGGGAUAUCGAAAAAAAAUUGUUGCCGCUGAAAGACACUUGGUACACUCAUGGUGUCUCUAUUAUUUCUGAUGGAUGGGCCAAUAUAAAGCAUAAACCACUUCUCAAUGUCAUUGUCUCCAAUAGUCGUGGUUCUAUGUUUUUAUAUGCUGAAAAUUACGAAGGAGUAGAGAAAACUGGAAAAGAGAUUGCAGCAUUUUUGCUUAAAGCAGUGGAAGACAUCGGGCCUUCGUAUGUUCUCCAAGUUGUUACCGACAAUGCUGCAAACUGUAAGGCAGCCGGAAGAGAGAUUUCAAAGGUACAUAAGCAUAUUUUUUGGUCCCCCUGCGUGGCACAUACUCUUAAUUUAAUCUUUAAGGAUAUUGCCGAAAAGUUUACUUGGAUGCGAGAUACAUAUAAAAGGGCAAAAGAAAUAGUUAAUUUUUUCAAUAAUCACUCACAUGCCCUGGCAAUGUUUAGAACACGUAGUGAACUUGAAUUACUCAAAGUGGCCAAAACCAGAUUUGCAUCUCAUUUUACUUUAUUAAGGAGAGUAAACAAGUGUCGGGAAGCUCUGGCUACCACUGUGGUUUUAACUGCUUGGAAGGAAUGGGUUAAAAAAAGUGAAGUAGGAGUAAGGAUGCUUGCCGAAGAGAUUGUUGCAACAAUUGGAGAUGAACACUUUUGGGAAGAGGUAAAUAAUAUACUAGCCAUAACCAAACCGAUAUAUUUAAUGGUUAAAUUUUCUGAUGGUGAGGGACCAAAAAUGGGAGAGAUAUAUGAGAGGAUGGAUUGCAUGUUAGGAGAAAUAAGUGAUGCCAUGAAAAAUGGAGAGCAUGCCAAUGAUCAUUUUCAAAUGCAAGAAAUUUUAGUUAAUCGUUGGGAGAAAAUGAAUAUUCCUAUGCAUUGCUUGGGUUUUUCACUUAAUCCCCAUUAUUAUGAUGCAAAUUACUUGAGAAUGGAAGCUCCGGGUGGUAUGCCUAGGCGUCCUCCAAAUCAUGAUUUAGAAGUUGUUAACGGGGUAAUGGCAGCCUUAGAAAGAAUUGGUGAAGAUGCUACUGAAACAACACUUUUGCGUAGACAACUCUCGAGAUUCCAAGUGAAAGAAGGAAUUUUUGGAUCACCGGCUGCGAGAAUUGAUGCUGUGUCCAUGAGUCCAAUUUCGUGGUGGUCAACAUAUGGUUCGGAAACUCCGGAAUUGGCUGAUAUUGCAGUCAAGAUUUUGGCACAACCAAUCAGUAGUUCAUCAGCGGAAAGAGCUUGGAGUACGUAUUCAUAUAUUCACAAUGCAAAACGGAAUCGGCUCAAUGCUACAAGGGCUGAUAAACUGGUAUUCAUUCAUUCCAAUGUCCGUCUUCUAUCUCGUUGUUCCGAAAGCUAUAAACAAGGGUCGUCAAGGAAAUGGGAUGUCAAUCCAGAGAACACCCACUUGGAAGAGUCUGCCAUCCGACUUGAAGAUCAAAACUGGGAGUAAAUUGAAGUUUAUUAAAUUCAAUGUUGUUUGGGACAUCUUGCUAUUUAUCUUGGUUUUUGUUUGGAUCGUUUUCUUGAGUGAUAAUGCUGUCAACUCUGAAUGUUUAAGUAUUAUAGUUUGGACUUAAUACCCUUUAUUAUAUCAUGCUCAUUCUGGUGUU
Molecule: messenger RNA, 2414 nt
Organism: Daucus carota subsp. sativus
Lineage: Eukaryota; Viridiplantae; Streptophyta; Magnoliopsida; Apiales; Apiaceae
Exons: 2
Coding region: 146-2254 (702 amino acids)
Molecular function (GO): protein dimerization activity
Source: RefSeq, a predicted model, not a curated record